Cuscuta epithymum is the source of this 1500-nucleotide messenger RNA. The record is from the annotation of a GenBank genome assembly. NCBI's taxonomy places the organism in Eukaryota, Viridiplantae, Streptophyta, Magnoliopsida, Solanales, Convolvulaceae.
GCAGCUUUAAUUAAUAAGCUUCCAACCCCUCUCCUCUCCCUUCCCUUCAAUUGGUCACAGACUCACAGUAACGCUCAAACGUUUCAGUCCCUCGCGCCGUCUCCUUUUCCUUUCCCUCUCUCCGAGGCAUUUACCACAGAAACAGAGCAAAACAAAAAUGGUGGGCUCUGGCUCCAUCCCUCAAAUCUCCUUAUCAAUACUAGUUUAAUUUCUGCAGAAGGGUUAUUUACUAAUUAAUUAGUGCUGUAAUAUCUAAUUACUAUUCUUAAAUUUGAAAUUUUUACGGCAGUUGGAUGGUUCCUCUCAUCUUCCCGAGUGGCUUCUGGCUUUGCUGACAGAGAAGUUCUUCAACGCCUGCAUAGACCAUGAGGAUUCCAAGAAGAACGAAAAGAACAUUUUUUGCUUGGAUUGCUGUGAAGCUAUUUGCCAGCACUGUGUUCAUCCCCACCGUCUUCUGCAGGUCAGAAGAUAUGUCUACCAUGAUGUUAUAAAGCUUGGUGAUGCCCAGAAAUUGAUGGAUUGUGAUUAUGUUCAAUCAUACACUAAUAAUGGGGCGAAAGUAGUGUUCUUGAAAAGCCGGCCGUUUUCCAAGACUUGCAGAAGCUCCGGCAACCCUUGCCUGAAUUGUGACAGAGUCCUUCAGAACCCAUAUCUGUAUUGUUCAAUUUCCUGCAAGCUGCAACAUCUUCUGAGGAGUGGGUCCCAGCUUGCAAAGUAUAUUCACAGUUAUGACCGUCGGACAAUGCUAGAAUGGGAUCUGGAAGACGGUCUGAUGACUCCCAACACAGUCCUCGAACCGGCUGGUUCUGUGAAGACUGAUUCCGGUGGCAGUGGGAGCCCCUCCGGUGUGGUGGAUUGCCGGACUUUCUGUUGCACGGCCACCACUGAGGUGGUCCGAAAGAAACGCAGCAACUUGCUGUCAUUCCGGUCGUCGGAGCUCCGGCGGAGUUUUUGUCCCGUAAUGGAAAUUGCUGGUGCCGUGAAUAACAGGAGGAAGGGUGUUCCCCAACGGUCUCCACUGACUUGAGAGGAUAUUUCAUGUUAUACACAAAAUUUGUACACAAAUUGUACGGUGUCGGUGUCGGUGUCGGUGUACACAAGCAUUUUGGUAUAAAAUUCUUCAUUUUUUCAAAUGAAUUGUUUGUGUAUCCAGACAACUAGAAAAUUUGUGUACAAUUUGUGUACAAUUUGUGUAUUAAUUUUGCGUACAACAAGAAUUUUUGAACUAUCCAGACAAGUGCAUGGAGAUCUCCAUAAAUCCAGGGGACAGUAGAUAUGAAGUUGAUGGCUACUCUUUGGACAGGGGCAAUAGUGGAAAUUGGCAGCUUUUCAUUAUUUUGGUUAAUCCCCCAUUUUUUUUGUUCAAAUUGCUUUCUACUGCCCCUCUUUUAUAGUGAGGGUUUCCUUCUUCUAUUGUAUUGAUGAGUUAGUGCUUGAUCACUUGUUGUUUACAAAUCAAUGUUUAUUAAUGAACUAAUGUUGCUAACUUCUAAAUAGUCC